Messenger RNA from Hemibagrus wyckioides, 1757 nucleotides. RefSeq names its product b(0,+)-type amino acid transporter 1. Gene Ontology annotation, molecular function: L-amino acid transmembrane transporter activity. Lineage: Eukaryota; Metazoa; Chordata; Actinopteri; Siluriformes; Bagridae. Gene Ontology annotation, cellular component: membrane. Bases 28 to 1446 code for a protein of 472 amino acids. The record is from RefSeq and is a predicted model, not a curated record. The transcript is spliced from 6 exons. Gene Ontology annotation, biological process: amino acid transmembrane transport.
CAAACGUUGCUCAUUUUCACUUGUAUCAUGAAAAGAAGAGAGUAUAAACGGUUGAGGCUGAAGCGGGAGGUAGGGUUAAUUAGUGCGAUCUCUCUGGUCGCAGGCACUAUGAUAGGAUCGGGGAUCUUUAUGUCCCCUCAGUUUGUGAUGUCCAGUGUUGGAAGCCCUGGAGCGAGCUUGAUCGUUUGGGCUGUGUGUGGCCUGGUGACUCUAUGUGCUGCACUCAGUUAUACAGAGCUCGGCACCAUGUACAGGGAAUCCGGAGGUGAAUUCAUCUACGUCCUGAGAAUCUAUGGACCCUUACCGGCAUUCUUUCUAGCAUUCACUUUCAUAAUCGUGGUGAAGCCAGCAAGUAUUGCAGCCAAGGCACUGAGUUUUGCUCAGUAUGCUGUGGCUCCUUUUUAUCCAGGCUGCAUGCCACCUACAUUGGUGGUGAAAUGUAUUGCAGUGGUGUGCAUUUUGGUGGUGGCGAUCAUCAAUAUGCAGAAUGUUCGCUUUGCCAUGGCCAUUCAGAUUAUCUUCCUAGUGGCCAAAGUGGUAGGUCUAAUGGUGAUUGUUAUUGGUGGAAUGGUGCCUAUGAUUCAGAGUGGCCUGGAAAGCCUUGGAAAUUUGGAUAAUGCCUUUGAGUGCACAAAGCUGGGACUCAGUCCGAUUGGAAUGGCUGUAUAUCAGGGACUUUGGUCUUUCGCUGGAUGGUCUAAUCUAAACAUUGUGACUGAGGAGUUGAAAAAUCCAGAGGUAAAUCUACCCCGGGCAUUAAUAAUUGCCAUCCCGAUGGUAACCAUCCUCUACUUGCUGGUCAAUAUCAGUUAUCUGGCUGCCAUGACUCCUAGAGAGAUGAUGGUAUCCGGUGCUGUGGCAGUUACUUGGGGUAAUAAGGUCCUGGGCAGCUGGGGCUGGGUGAUGUCUAUCGCUGCAGCGCUAUCAUCUUUCGGCUCUCUGAAUGGAUCCUUUUUCAGUGGAGGACGAGUUUGUUUUGUAGCUGCCCGAGAGGGUCAUAUGCCUAACAUCCUGGCCAUGGCACAUGUGCGGCACCUCACUCCCUCUCCAGCUCUCAUCUUCACCACCAUCAUCUCCCUCAUUGUACUAAUUCCUGGAGAUUUUCAGGGCAUAGUCAACUUCUUCAGCUUUACAGCCUGGUUCUUCUAUGGAGUUACGAUAUCAGGGUUGCUCUACCUAAAAAUAAAAUUUCCUGAUCUUCCUCGUACAUACACGGUACCUAUUAUUAUCCCUAUCCUGGUGCUGCUGUCAGCCGUGUUCCUGGUUCUAGCUCCCAUCAUUGACAAUCCUCAGCUUGAGUACCUGUAUGUCACUCUCUUCAUCUUAAGUGGAGCUUUGAUUUAUAUUCCAUUCAUUCACUUCAAAUUGUGUCCACACCUGCUGGACAAAAUCACAGUGCUCCUGCAGCUCUACCUCGAGGUGGCGCCAGCUGACAAAAAUGUAUAAACCAACAAAUCAGACAGUGAGGCUGGUCAAUAAUUAUCUCUUAAUGUCUCCAAAGCAAUGUUUCAACAAAUCUGUCAGUCAUUCAUAGCUUAAAUUUUUUAUUUUUUUUGCUAUUGUUUCUUAGUAGUUUUAAUUUUUCCAAAGGCAUUGUGUCACAGAGAUUGCUAUAAGAUAGUACAGCAAACAUCACAGUGGAUACUCAUUGUAAAUUCUGUAGUAAGGUCAUCUUAACUUUAUUAUACUUCUGAAAUGGGCUUAAAUUUCCUAUUGCACUGUUUGAGCUGUUGAAACAAAUAAACACAUGGAAAGUA